Messenger RNA from Microthlaspi erraticum, 834 nucleotides. NCBI's taxonomy places the organism in Eukaryota, Viridiplantae, Streptophyta, Magnoliopsida, Brassicales, Brassicaceae. The record is from the annotation of a GenBank genome assembly.
AUGAAGACCCCUGAAAAAGAAAAAGCUGAUGUUGACUGGGCAAUGCGGAGCCGUUUACAUCAACCGGUGGUCAGGCAAGCGGCAACAGUUACUCUGCCUCAGAAAGGUGAGGAGAAGCGCGUCCCACAGUUGUCUCAGAGAGUGAAUGAGAGGAAAUACAUUGGGGAUCCACGAGUGUGGGGGCUUUUUGCAAGUCGAACUGAACCGAGAUAUGAACCCAUUAACCGAGCAGUGUACCGAGUUACAAAUGAUGAGUUCAAGAUAUUCCAAAGGGCUUUAAAGGAAAAUACGAAGAAGGAAUUCAGCAUAGUGACUGGUCACAUCAUUACUAACAAAUUUUUCUUGGAGAUUGCGAAGAAACAAGAAUGGGUCGGCACUGAGCACAUGGAGGUUAUAAUGACAAUGUUGUGGCGUCGCCGAGGAGAGGUAUUGGUGAAAGACCGAGCAGUAUUCGUAGAGAGUGCCUUCACUUCACUUGUGGCUUCAAUGUACCCGGUAUUUAAGAUAUGCGAUGACAAAAGUGCGUUCGACUGGGGAAACAACAUUCGGAGCUUUGUUUCGGACAUUCCCGGAAGUUAUGUGGAAGUACUUGACCCCGUUACAUGGACCCAAUGUGCUAAGCACAUCCACCAUGCAUACGGGUGGGCGAGGACCGGUGGUCUGUAUCAAAACACUAGGGCUGGUGAUUGUGGACCUUGCGCGGCGAAGUUCCUAGAGAUGCACGCACACAGGCUUCACGAAGAAAUGUCUACGGUGACUGAUCAGGAUGUGGAUAGGUUUCGUGAGAAAUACGCUAUGGACUGUACGAGGAGUUCGUGGGGAAAGCAAACGUAG